Molecule: messenger RNA, 578 nt
Organism: Sitodiplosis mosellana (orange wheat blossom midge)
Lineage: Eukaryota; Metazoa; Arthropoda; Insecta; Diptera; Cecidomyiidae
Gene: Mic26-27
Biological process (GO): cristae formation
Cellular component (GO): MICOS complex
Source: RefSeq, a predicted model, not a curated record
UUGCAUUCGAUUAUCUGAAUCAGCCCGCAAAUGGUAUUCAUCGCACGGGAGCAAUCGCAGUUGGAGCUGUAUCUGGCUAUAUAAUUGCUAUUCGCCGCGGUUUCUUCCGACGUCUACUAUACACUAGCAUAGGUGGAUUGGGUGUUGCUUCAAUUUGUUAUCCAAAAGAAGCUGAAUUAUAUUGGCACCAAGCAAUAAAUGAGACGAAAACAUACGCUACUAUUCUCUAUAACUUCGCAUAUGGUGUUAAGCCAGGCGAUGAGCCAAAGCCUCUACCAAAUUUGAUCCCAGCCAAUCUGAAGGACGGUUUUUACAACGUCAAAAGCUAUUUUGUUUCGGAGAAAAAAUAGAGAUUCAACCGUAACGCAAUUUAAUCAUUUUUAACGUAAAAAGAUGUAACGUUUUUAGUCUUUUUUCCGUUUAAAUGGAAUGAAAUUUCAGUGUAAACCAACUGUAUGAUUAUACUUAUUCGAAAUACAUGUUUUCUGAACGCUACCCAGCUUCUCAAACGUUUGAAAUGAUAACCAUUCCGACUACUCUGUGCCGGACGAAUUGUAUAAAUAAACAUCUUACAAGAA